AUGGCCGACCAUCAAGCAGGUCAAGAGCCUGACGAAUUUGGCGCGCUGCCUGUCGGCGUCUCGAAUCUACGUUCCAGAUUCGAACAGCUCUCCAAGUCCGAGUCCAGUCGUCCCUCGUGUACACCACACACCUCGUCCAACAACAUCCGACACAAAGAUCUCAAUGCAACCCACACCUUUGGUCUCGCCGAAAAGAAGCUAUCACUUGCUCAGAAUGCUGGCAAUGGCCCCGUGCGUCCUCCAAAGCCAAAGAAAGCUCCAUCUCCUGUCUCGGAUGAUCCAUCCGCGUCGCAUAAGCCCGCUCAUGCAGGUCCUUCCACCAUUAGCGUCGCUGACCUCGCCGCGCUCUCGGUAUCGGCCGGCUCGAGCACCUCGAGCGUAGACCAAAUCAGACCGGCUGGCAUCAAAGAUAGGCAGGUCAGCCACACGCGAGUGCCCUCGGGACACGCGAAACAAGUCGCUGCUUCGGCCUGCAAGUUCGGCGAACCCGACCGCUCGUUGCGCGCCUCGAAAUCCCCUCUUCCGCGUGAAUCUUCGUCAAGCAUGCCUGCCUCGACCACCGCCUCGGCCACUGCCUCCGCUUCCGCUUCGGAUGCGGAAGGCCCGAGCAAGCCGAGGCUGCCGCCGCCCAAGCCUCCAAAGCCGUCCACAUCGUCACACGGCGUUCAGAUCCUCGACGAUUCGGACCUCGAGCGUCUGGCUCACAUGGGCUCGUCUUCCCGCGUCACCUCCAUCGCCAACCUCUUCGGGAGUCACUCGGCCGCCAAGCCAAAAGCUGCAGGCACAAAUGCCACACUCUCGCCAGGCCGCAUCUCCACCGGCGGUCACUUCCUCAAGUAUUCGCGCUCCAACGAGCAGCUCUCGCCCACCGCGCCUGCUGCAGAGUCACAGUCCGACCCCUUCAAGAAACUGCCACCCACCGUGCCACCACGGCCCUUGAAGACAGACGGGUCCGCCGAAAGCCUGGCCGGACUUCCUGGCUCCAUUGCGUCCGUCCUUCUCGACGUGGACAGCGGCUCCUUCCCUGCUGUCCCGCCGAAACCAGUAGCGACAACAGUGACCGUAGCGUCUCCACCACCUCUGCCAGCGCGAGAGUCGGUCCCGAUCGACAAUGCCGAGUUCCGUCGCAGAAGCUUGAGCGCCUCCAAGAGCACAGGCUCUCUACCAGUCUUGACCGACAUGUUCUCAGCUGAGGAGCUCGACACGCUACCCUCGCCCGCACGCAGACCUACCGGCACAGAUGCAGCAGCCAUUGCACAGGCCGGCCCCGCAUUCUUGCCACCGCCUCAGCGCAACAUGGCGCCACCGGUCUCGAAUUCAGUCCCCCAUCGUGCACACACUGUCAGUGCGAGGACUAAGCCCAUUCCCGUGCCGUCUCUUGCAGCCAGGCAGACAAAGCAUGCUCGAAGCCUGACUCCAAGCGGGACGGACUGCGUUGCCGCACCUAUUUUGCCUCCGCCAGUGCGCAAUGCAAGCGCCGCGUCGGCAGCUGCAGCUUCCAAGAGCUUUGGCUCUUCGGUCUUCGCUCGCCAUCAGCCUGGCUCCGAUAGUUCCGAAGAGGAAGACGACGGGGAUUUCGCCUCAUCUCUCUCUCCCUCGUCUUCUUUCAAGGCCACGGCAGGGCUGCGCAGAUCUAACGCUGCCGCCGAUAUGACGCCCGGCGGACUGCCCGAUACUUCCCACGCCAACCGUCGUGCGCCCAAAUUCAAUCCAGACUGCGGCACCUCGUCAAAGCAGGGAUUUCAGUGCUUCGCCGUUUGCGGCCAUACCGUCGUGACCGGCAGCGGAGACAAGGUCAAAGUCUACCGCGUCGGCGAAUCCGCAUCCGGCGUGGGCGAGAAGCUGUGCACGGUUGGCGAGCAUCUUUCGAAAGAGGUCAAGCUGACUGCCCUCGAAUUCCGUCCGCCCAACCACGGCAUCGCGCCCGUGCCGGCGAUCGGCAGACGCUCGCACGGCGAAACCGCCGACGAAGGCAGGUACCUCUGGUGCGGAACAAAAGAUGGCCACAUCUGGGAGCUCGAUAUUGCCGAGGCGCAGGUGGUUCACUCGCGUCAGAAUGUGCAUAGCGAUCCUAUCCAGCUGCUCAAGCGAGUCGGCAACAGGAUGCUCAGCCUCGACGAAGGCGGCAAGAUCUCGAUUUGGCUUCCCAGCGCCGACCCAGACCCAGCCAUUGCGGGUCUGCGUCUGUCCAACCAGCCCAUCACCCAGCGCAUCGCCAUGGAAAAGGGCUCGCACGCCUGCAUUGUCGGCCAGCAGCUCUGGGUCGCCGCGGGACCCUCGGCGCAGAGAAAUGCCAAGGACUAUGCUGGCAGCAAAGGUCCGCGCAUCCGCAUCUACAAUCCGUUUGCAGAUGACAAGCCCUUCAACGCGCUCUCCAAGGCGGCCGCCAUCGCUCCCGAGAUGGCCGAGGGCGUCGGCGUCGUCACGGGCGGAGCAGUGAUUCCUUCACGCCCGGACUACGUCUACUUCGGUCACGAUUCCGGCCACGUCUCCAUCUGGUCUCGGCAAACGUAUGAGUGCGUCGGUGUGCGCAAGCUCGGCCCGCACGGCAUCACGGCUCUAGCUGGCGUGCUCAAGUACCUCUGGGUCGCAACCCGAGCAGGCACUAUUUCGGUGUUCGACACCGACACUGCUCCCUGGCGAGCAAUCAAGAUCUGGACCGCGCACAAAGAGCCAAUCACCGCAAUCAAGGUCGACGAGCAUGGCAUCCAGAAAGUGGGGCGCCUGCAAGUCGCGUCCGGCGGUCUGGACGCUGCCGUGCAUCUGUGGGACGGCACACUGUCGUUCGACUGGAUCCAGGCAGAGCAGAGCAAGCGAGAACACGAGUUCAGCACCUACCGCAGCAUCAAGACGCUCCAGGUGACGUUCAACAUGGACGCGGCCUCGCCUGCCGACCUGGAGACGUCGGCUGAGAACAUGGAGGUGUUCGGAUCGAUGCUGCGCAAUGCGUGCCAAAUCGGAUCGGACUCGCUUGCGGCAGACCGUCCGCCGGAUAUCAUCGUUUUUGGAUUCCAGGAGCUCAUCGAUCUCGAGAGUAAGAAACUUACUGCCAAGAGCCUGUUGCUGGGGGGCGGCAAGAAGAAGGCGAACGAUCUCGGCGAUCGAGUUUCGCGCCAGUACCGGGCGUGGUACGACAAGUUGAUCCAGAUCGUGCGGUACGCGAUGCCUCCGACGUGUGGAUAUCUACUCGUGCAGUCCGAAUCGCUCGUUGGUCUCUUCACGUGCGUGUUCGUCAAGCAGACCGAGUUCAAGAACAUUCGCGAGCUGGCGAUCAGCACGGUCAAGACGGGCAUGGGCGGGAGGUACGGUAACAAGGGUGCGGUGAUUGCACGCAUGGUGGUGCAAGACACGAGCAUCGUGUUUGUCAACUCGCAUUUGGCGGCUGGACAGAAGCACGUCAAGCAGAGGAAUGCGGAUGUGGCGGACAUCCUCGAGUAUCCGACGGUGUUCCAGGAUGCGCAUGCCGACCCAGCGGCGUACGUAGGCGGAGGCGACGGCAGCAUGAUUCUGGACCACGAGCUGUGUUUCUGGGCCGGUGACCUCAACUACCGCAUCGACCACUCGCGAGAGACAGUGCUAAGCGCCAUUGGCGCGCGGAAGAUUACGCCGUUGCUGGAACAAGAUCAGCUGCGAAAGGAGCUCAAGCAGAAUCCAGCAUUCCGGCUCAAGGACUUUUCAGAAGCACCAAUCUCGUUCCUGCCCACGUACAAGUACGACCGAGGCACGUACGAGUGGGAUACAUCGGAGAAGAACAGGAUCCCCGCAUGGUGCGAUCGAAUCUUGUUCAAGUCCCAUCACCCCGAACGCAUCCGCUGCCUCGAGUACCGGCGCUGGGAAGCCACGAUCAGCGACCAUCGUCCAGUCACAGCUAUCUUUGAGGCAAAGAUCAAGGCGGCCGAUCAUUCGAAACGCCAACAGGUGCUCGACGAACUCAAGGCUGCGUGGUCCGCGCUCGAGGAGAAGCUGCUCGCCAAUGCCGUCGUGUUCUACUCAGACCCGCAUUGA
Moesziomyces antarcticus is the source of this 4005-nucleotide messenger RNA. Its product is annotated as DNase I-like protein. Lineage: Eukaryota; Fungi; Basidiomycota; Ustilaginomycetes; Ustilaginales; Ustilaginaceae. Gene Ontology annotation, molecular function: phosphatidylinositol-4,5-bisphosphate 5-phosphatase activity; protein binding. The record is from RefSeq and is a predicted model, not a curated record. The transcript has a single exon. The coding region runs from base 1 to 4005 and encodes 1334 amino acids. Gene Ontology annotation, biological process: phosphatidylinositol dephosphorylation.